AUGAUUGAGUAUCAAACGUGUUGGGCUAUCAGUGGAAUCAUAUGGGAUAAGAGGAUUGACAAUUUUGUUUCAAUUUUUAGUAUUCGAGAGUAUAUGGUUUUUCAAAACAAAAUACGAAAUGAAAUUGAAUUACAUAAUUUUCAAGGACAAGAAAUAAGAAACAUUUUUCAAUUUUAUGACAACGACAAAAAAGUCACAGGAAUUUGUGGUGAUAUUUGGACUACAGUUUCAAGAUACUUAAAUUUCACGAUAGUAUUCACAAAAACUGAUAUCCGAACAUUAGGUGUCCAAACUUAUCCACAUAACAACACUUACAGUGGAUUGUUGGGGAUAAUACAAAAUAAUGAAAACAUGAUAAUACCAUUAAUGGAAGCAUUUAUUCCUCGACUGGAAGUUGUUCAAUUUACGGUACCUCUUUGGAAAACACGCCAUAGAAUGUUUAUAAAAACUUAUUCAAAGUACAAAAUUACAUGGAUGUUAGAUCUCUUUUCAUGGCAUAUAUGGUGUUUGAUUCUAAUUUUUUACAUUGUUUUAAGUUUUAUAAGCAUAUUGUCUCAUCGUAUGAUUAAUACCGAAUACAAACAAUUAAUAUCAUCUGUUUCUGACCAUUUAUUUUAUAAUUUUGGUGCACUUUGUAAUCAAGGUGAUGCAUUAUACCUAUCCCAGAAAAAAUUAAAAAUCCAAUCAUUUUGUAUAAGCAUGUUUUCAUGGCUCAUAAUAACAUGUUUUACAUCACAACUCAUAGUCUAUGUGACUGAAACUGUUUUGGAGCCACCUUUCGAAAAUCUUGAAACUCUUUUUAAACACACAGAUUAUACAAUUUUAUCUGAGAAACACUCAAUUGUUUACAUAAGUUUUGAGCAAAACUAUAGACCAAUUUACAGCCGUAUUAAAAAAAUGAAUCGGAUCAAAUUUUACACAAGUCAUAGAUAUAUGUGGGAUUUGGCUUGUUCAAAUAAAAAUAAUUACGCUAUACUCCAACACGAAAGUAUUAAAAUGGAUGAUAACUUAAUUUGUGAGCUUAAGCCUGUAGGAGUAGCUUACAUAAAAACGUGGAUGGUUGCAGGUUUGCCCAAGAAAUUUAUGUUUAAAAAAAGUAUUGAUAUCAGUAUUAUGAAAUUGCACGAAUUUGGAGUUAUCAACGUUCUAAAAUCUCGUUGGCUAAAAUCUGUCGAUACAGACAUAAAUGUAGAUAGAUAUUAUUCACCAAUUGAGCUAGAUCAAUUGAAAAAUUAA
This is a messenger RNA of Copidosoma floridanum, 1236 nucleotides long. RefSeq lists its product as uncharacterized. The record is from RefSeq and is a predicted model, not a curated record. NCBI's taxonomy places the organism in Eukaryota, Metazoa, Arthropoda, Insecta, Hymenoptera, Encyrtidae.